GGUAUAAAAUAUUGUACCACCUUGAUAUAAACAUGCUCGUCUUUCUUAUCCACACUCCACUCUCAUUCUUAGCAGGAACCUUAUACAAGUCUUUUCAGAAACUGUCAACAGUGACUUAAUCCUGAAUUACUCAGUUGGAUACACAAAUUGCAUGUACUGUACUAAACCUUGAAGUAAUUGUUUUGAGAUUAUUUGUGAAAUAAACACUGGAACAAAAAGGUAAAAAUUCUUGAUGCAGUAGCUAAAACGUUUGAUUCCAAACUUGAGCACAGAUAAUAAACAAACAUGGAUUUUAUGCUAUCCAUUGGUACUAUCGGUUUACUUUGGAUUGCAAUUGUAUGGGUACUGCGAAUGUUUCAUGUUUCAAACAUAAACGAGAAACAUGUACUUAUCACAGGCUGCGAUACAGGUUUUGGAAACAUGCUAGCCAAGCGACUGGACAAAAGAGGCUUUGCGGUGAUUGCAGCCUGCUUACAUAAACAAAGCCUUGAAGAACUUACUUCAUCUUGUUCAAAGCGUCUUUGCGCAGUACAGAUGGACAUUCGUGAGAAAGAAGACAUACAGAGAACAUUUGAGCUCGUAAAACAACGAUUACCACCAGGCAGAGGAUUGUGGGCAUUAGUAAACAAUGCUGGAGUUGCAGGAGCCUAUGUACCGUUUGAUUGGAUGAACCAGGAAGAAUGGAAUCGAGUUCUGCAGGUCAAUUUCUUUGGCCUGGUCAACAUGACCACAAUAUUUGCACCACUGAUCAAGAAAGAGAAAGGAAGGGUAGUUAAUGUUAGCAGCAUCACUGGCAGAAUAGCAAUCAGUGGUUGUGGAUAUAGCACUAGCAAGUUUGCUGUGGAAGGGUUUACAGAUUGCUUGAGAGUCCAACUUCGCAACUUCGGUGUGACGACCUGUUUAAUAGAACCCGGCUUUUUCAAAACCAAACUGAUGGAUGGCAUAGCAGCACAACGGGAAUAUAUUUGGCAGAAUUUACCAGAUAAUAUCAAGGCAGAGUAUGGCCAGCAAUAUUAUGAGAAAACGGUGAAAAGUGUGCAAGCAUCUACAGACCGUAUUAAGGAAGAAAGAUCUUCAAUGGUGGUGGAUGCCAUGGAACAUUCUGUUAGCUGCUGGUGGCCAAAGUCCCGCUAUGUGGUAGGGUGGGAGGCCUGGUUUUUCUUCAGAAUCCUCUCUUUCUUUCCAGCUGGUCUCACUGACAUAAUCAUGAUUAUAUUAUUUAGUCAACCAGCUCCAGCUCCAAGUAGAAAAGGGUGAUUAAAACACUGCAGUAUUAAACCCUUUUUUUUUUAAAUAAAAAAAAACACUUAAACACAGUUUUUGUCCGUUUGAUUACACUUAGGUAAAUUAGCCUACUGUCCAAAGGUGGAUAGAGGGUGGGUGGGGCAGUUGGCUCAGAGUUCUCCCAAAGCCGCCUUACAUGUACUGUAACUGUCAAUUUUAACAGGCCAACCGGUAAAAGGUGUGUCGGUUUUUAGAAAAAACUUCCACUGAUUACGCCUACGCUGGACCUCUUUCAAUAUGAACGAAAUUUCAUUCCAGUCUAAGCAUAUACUGUACAGUAUGUACAGUAAAUUGUUUUUUUUUCCCCCAAGUCUUUCAACCCUAUCCAUAAAAGCUACAGUAACACCUCGCUUGCACACUCGAGAUCGCCGGUCGACCGUUCAGAUUUUUUUUUUUUUAAAGUAAUACGUGAAAAAUGAUAGGCCUGAAACUGCAGUCCCUAUUAUGAAGACCCUAGGACUUAGGCCAGGGUUGGUAUCUCGUAGGCACCACAAUAGAACGAUGGCAAGCUUGCCAAGCAAACAAUAUUCAAUGUAAUGACAGAGUAAAUACUAACCAAGUGUAUAUUGAAAUAAAUUUAACAAAAAUAAA
This is a messenger RNA of Anneissia japonica, 1875 nucleotides long. RefSeq names its product dehydrogenase/reductase SDR family member 9-like. Gene Ontology annotation, molecular function: oxidoreductase activity. Lineage: Eukaryota; Metazoa; Echinodermata; Crinoidea; Comatulida; Comatulidae. The transcript is spliced from 5 exons. The record is from RefSeq and is a predicted model, not a curated record. The coding region runs from base 286 to 1257 and encodes 323 amino acids.